This is a messenger RNA of Peronospora matthiolae, 573 nucleotides long. The record is from the annotation of a GenBank genome assembly. NCBI's taxonomy places the organism in Eukaryota, Oomycota, Peronosporomycetes, Peronosporales, Peronosporaceae.
AUGAAUGCCGAUGUCGAUGCGAUCGAUAUUGAUGAUGACGAUGACGACGAUGCUGGCAUAUUCAGCAUCUCCAAUGACCGCCAAAGUGAGGACGAUGAUACCCUCACUGGUGAAGACACUGUUCUUUCAGCAGUGCACACGAAGCGCACUGCUGUUGACAAGGGUGAAUCAGGAGAGGAAUUUUUGCUAAAUCGCGAAGCGGUUGUCCGCUUCGUUCAAGACUCUAUUGCAGAUGCACUAGACAGACAGAAGAGAAACGCAGACAAACAUGGAAGAGCAAAUGUUCUUUCAUUUGAUGAAGGAGACCUAGUUUUACUGUCUACAGUAAACCUACCGGAACACGCAGUGACAAACGUGUGCAGCAGUAAAUUACUUCCCAAGUGUAUCGGUCCAUUUCUUGUGUUGCGACAGAUGGGCAACGCUAACACGAUUGAACUGCCCCGUAAGAUGCGCACGCAUCCUACGUUCUACGUCGGUCUUCUCCGCCCUUACUAUCGGUACGAGCCCGUUUCGAGAUGCGAAGAAGAUCUCCGCGGUCGAGAGCCGAGACCACCUUCGAGUGGUCCCCUUUAA